AUGGGGAAGGAGUAUAACGGAUCCCCAAAGCCUCAUCAGCUGAACAUGAGGCGAAAACGCAUCACUUACAUCUUAGGCGUCAGUUGUCUCUGUGUCAUCUUCUACGCUUUAGGCGCUUGGCAGGGCCGCAGCGUCCCCCCCCCCGGCUCCCAGUUCUCGUCCCGUGUCGGCUGCGACGACACCCCGGCCACCAAGGGGGACUCCGACUCCCCCUCCUCGUCGGACUCCCCCUUGGUCUCCGACACCCUCGACUUCGAGAGCCACCACCAGCUGGUCAUCAACACGUCCGAGCAGGCCGAGACGUUCCCCCCCUGCGACAUGAAGUACAGCGAGUACACCCCGUGCAAUGAUCGCCAGAGGGGGAGGCAGUUUGAUCGCGACAUGCUCAAGUACCGGGAGAGGCAUUGCCCCACCAAGGACGAGCUCCUUCGAUGCCUCAUCCCUGCUCCGGACCGUUACAAGGCGCCUUUCAAGUGGCCGCAGAGCAGGGACUACGCGUGGAUUGGCAACAUCCCUCACAAGGAGCUCAGCAUUGAGAAGGCUAACCAGAAUUGGAUCCAAGUCGAGGGCGAUCGCUUUAGAUUCCCAGGUGGAGGGACUAUGUUCCCGCGUGGCGCUGAUGCUUACAUUGAUGACAUUGCUGCCCUCAUCCCCCUCAAGGACGGAUCCAUCCGGACCGCUCUUGAUACAGGCUGCGGGGUUGCUAGUUUUGGGGCUUACCUGCUGAAGAGGGAUAUAAUCGCAAUGUCUUUUGCUCCGAGAGACACGCACGAAGCACAGGUGUGGUUUGCACUGGAACGAGGCGUCCCUGCAAUGAUCAAUGUUCUUGGCUCACAGCGGCUCCCUUAUCCAGCUAGGGCUUUCGACAUGGCUCAUUGCUCCCGUUGCUUGAUCCCGUGGUCCAAAUAUGAUGGAAUGUAUCUGAUGGAAGUGGAUAGGGUGUUACGGCCCGGUGGCUACUGGAUCCUCUCGGGUCCUCCCAUUAACUGGAAGAAAUACUGGAAAGGUUGGGAGAGAACUCAGGAAGAUUUGAAGCAAGAACAAGACUCGAUCGAGGAUGUAGCCGCGCAGCUGUGUUGGAAGAAAGUAGUGGAGAAGGGCGAUCUCGCUAUCUGGCAGAAGCCUCUCAAUCAUAAUAACUGCGUGGAUCGCAACAUUUGCAGCUCUGGAAAUGCUGAUGCAGGCUGGUACAAGGACAUGGAAACUUGCGUGACACCGCUUCCCGAGACGCGUGACGCAGAGGAAGUGGCCGGGGGCGCGGUGAAGAAGUGGCCCGAGCGCGCAUUCUCGGUCCCACCAAGGAUCAGCAGCGGAUCAGUCCCGGGCGUGACGGCCAAGACGUUCGAGGAGGACAACAAGAUGUGGAAGGACCGGGUGGAGUACUACAAGCGGCUGGUUGGCAAGCUGUCGCAGGGGAUGUACCGGAACGUGAUGGACAUGAACGCCCACCUGGGGGGGUUUGCGGCGGCCGUGAUGAAGUACCCGGUGUGGGUGAUGAAUGUUGUUCCCAUGGGGACGGAGCAGCCCGACACGCUGGGGGUGAUCAAGGAGCGGGGGUUCAUCGGGACGUACCAGGACUGGUGCGAGGCGUUCUCGACGUAUCCGAGGACGUACGAUCUCAUCCACGCGGGGGGCGUGUUCAGCGCUUAUCAGGACAAGUGUGAUAUAAGGUACAUAUUGCUGGAGAUGGAUAGGAUAUUGAGGCCGGAGGGGACGGUGAUAUUUAGAGAUGUGGUGGAGGUGUUGGUGAAGGUGAAGAGCAUAGCUGAUGGAAUGAGAUGGCAGAGCAAGAUUGUGGAUCAUGAAACGGGGCCGUUUUAUACGGAGAAGAUUCUUGUUGCCACCAAGAAUUAUUGGACUGCUGAUUCCAAGCAAAAAGCUCUAUGAUCUUCGGAAGAUGAAAAAUCUGUUUUGUUAUUUUGGGAUGGGAGUUUUCUACUCAAAAUGCUGUAGUUGGAUGUUGACAAGUUGUGCUUGAUUUCGUGGUGUCAAUAAUUUGUGUAGUCACAAGUUUUGGCAGUUAGCUACAUUUUGAAGUAUGCUACCACUAAUCAUAUAGGAGUAGUAGUUAAAAUUAGUUUUCAGAGUAAUGACCGAUUAUUGCUUUAAUAUUAGUAGUAGUACUAUGAUUCAUCUAAAAUUUUACUUUGAUAUCGGAAGAUUCAUAAAUUCAUUU
Salvia hispanica is the source of this 2176-nucleotide messenger RNA. Its product is annotated as putative methyltransferase PMT18. Gene Ontology annotation, cellular component: cytoplasm; trans-Golgi network; endosome. Lineage: Eukaryota; Viridiplantae; Streptophyta; Magnoliopsida; Lamiales; Lamiaceae. Gene Ontology annotation, molecular function: methyltransferase activity. The record is from RefSeq and is a predicted model, not a curated record.